Messenger RNA from Tympanuchus pallidicinctus (lesser prairie-chicken), 2638 nucleotides. RefSeq names its product mediator of RNA polymerase II transcription subunit 1-like. The transcript has 17 exons. Gene Ontology annotation, biological process: regulation of transcription by RNA polymerase II; cellular response to thyroid hormone stimulus. Lineage: Eukaryota; Metazoa; Chordata; Aves; Galliformes; Phasianidae. Gene Ontology annotation, molecular function: nuclear thyroid hormone receptor binding; nuclear retinoic acid receptor binding; nuclear vitamin D receptor binding. The record is from RefSeq and is a predicted model, not a curated record. Bases 743 to 2626 code for a protein of 627 amino acids. Gene Ontology annotation, cellular component: mediator complex.
UUCGUAAGUUGAGAGGCCAUAGAUAAUUCUGGAAAGAAGUCUGAGUAAUAAAUCUUCUCUGUUGUCAGGUCCUUUUAGUCAUCCAUUCAUUCAUUUAAUGGUGAAAUCUCAGAGCGAAUCUCUAUUUUGCCUCUCGAAAGGAAGUAGAAGCAAUGGUUCUAGUAUUUUGGUUGUGAUUCCAUUGGUUAGAAACAUUCUGUGUGCAAUAGUUCUAAAAAUGUAAUGUUUUUCUCUAAGAAUGAAGCACUAGAUUCUUAACACGGGCAUAGUGGCUUUUUCUAGUAGGACCUGCAGAACAGCUUUCUGUUUGAAGACAAAUACCUGCUUUUUUACAUGUACUUUAUAGCUCUCCUGAGAUUUCCAUGCCCAUUUUUUCUGUAAUCUCAAAGAGGCCGUCAGGCUAUUUACUUUUUACUCAGGUACAUACAAACAAGCCCCAGACCAUCUCAUUAUCAGGCUAUGUUAGGCACUGCAGCGCAACUGAUGAUGCAGCUGAAAACAGAAGGCGUGCUGUAAGACAAUUUGAAACACAGCCAUACAGGGUUUUAUGUAGGAGACAUGCUUUUCUUGCUCUAGACCUAGCAUUUAACAGUAACCAAAUGUCAAGUGAGUGCCUUUACAAAGUGCCUGCCAGCUCCUGGGACCCACCCUGUGAGGGAGCAAGCUACCUGCCUUGCACAGCACCUGUGGGUGCUCUGGUGCAGCUGCUUCAAGUAGGAGCCCUGGUUUCCUGUGGGUUGAGAUGGAGGAGCAGGGUGGGCAGCAGCCACUGCUGCUUUUCUCCUUCUGCAGGCCUCAAGGCAUGAGUGAGUGGGAAUUUUCCCUUGGUGCUGUGGCAGUUAUUUCUACAAAUGCUUUAAUGGAACAGCUGUAUCUAAAAUAUCAACAAAGACCAUGGACUGAAACUCUGAAACUUGUCCAUUUUUGCAUGGAUAAGCCACGUCCAUCUCCUGCCAGUAAUGCUCCAGAUGCUCCGCUGCUCUCAUGCAUGGAGAAGUUGCAGAGGACUCUGAAUGAUAAAUCUUUGUUUUCUGUGAUGAACAGAUUGGAAUCUUUAGCCAAACAGAAAGGGCUUAACUCUCAUGUUAGCCCCAGUGGGACUGCCUGCUACAUAACCUCAGACAUGUUUUAUAUAGAAGUACAGCUGGAGAAGGAUGGAAGGGUGAUGGAUGUAAAGCUGGCUCACCUUGGAGAGGCUCCUGUGAUCUGUGAUGACUUGGUGCAGCACCUAAGGAUGAAGAACUAUGACGCAUUUGGAAAGAUUCUAGAAGACCUGUCAAAUCUGUAUCAAAUUCCAGGAAACAGUGAAAUGAAAGCUAAGGGUUACCUUGCAUUGCAAUCCCUUGAAAAAGAUCUUUAUUCAAUGUCUCUUCUACACAGAUCACAGGAUGUAAACAGAGUUACUGAAGUACUUCAUGGAAAAGUAGGACACCUGGUGCCAAGAACUGGAGGAACUCCUAUGAACAUCGAAUUUUACAUUUCUCCAUAUCAAAUUUUGGAAGCAGAGCUCAAUCCUGGUUCUCUGGUGUGUGGAACAAAAGCAGUUGUAACUGUUGAAGGCACAGAUGUGCUCCACAAGCUUCCUCUUUCUCCACUGGUUGUAGACUCUCAAGCUGGAGAAGAUGGCAACCCUACUUUUUUGCCACUGACCAAUGAACUCAGCAUGGAUUUGUCAGCUUAUUUUUUGUUGAAGUUUCAUCAGCCUAUUCCUCUGUCCUUAUCCAGUAUUGAAGAGAUACAGAUGCUCACAGGAAUUCAGAUUACUGCCUUGAAACUAGCUCCUUUGUAUGAGCUGAUUAUUCAAUCUGCCCUUAAAGAAAAAGGCAGAGAAGAUUUGUCUACACACAACUCCUGUUUCAUUGUGUCUCUUCCAGAUUGCCCAAAGCACUGUUAUUUCAUAAACAAGGGCCCCGAAAAAUCAAAUUUAGCAGGAGCCUUGCUGAGUAAAAUCCCAUUUACCCACCCCAAGUGUGUGCCUGCUGUGAUAGAGAUUCUUCGACAUCAGGUGGCAUAUAACAGUCUUAUUAGCAGCUGUGUCUCUGACAAGUGUCUAAGUGAAGAUGAUUCAGAACUGCUUUACUUUGAAGUGACACCACACAAGAACACCAGCUUUUCUGUCUUCUUCAUUCAUCCGACGAGAGAGAAUUUAGCCUGUGUGACUAUUGAUGUUGUAACCUCCAGAGAAGUCCAAUGCAGCCUUCAUUUACAUCCCGAAGAUCCAACUCUAAAUUCUAGUGAUGGCUUUAUAUCGAGAUCUGUGAAGUGCUGCAUGUCAGUCCCAGUUGUCAUGAGAGCUAUUUUCAGGAAUGCUGCCAAGGUGGGAGCUGAUAGUGAAACACAUGGCACAGAAGUAGACACAAAACAAAAACCUGAACUGCAGCGUGAGCAAAUUACUGAUUCUAAUAGUCUUGAAGAAAGACCUUCUGUAGCUGGACAGGAAGAUCUGGUUAAGACAAAUAUGGAAAGUGUUCCAGACAGCCCAGAACAAACACUCUCUACAGCCAAACUGGAAACUCUGGGUGAUGAGAUGGAAAAAAGUAACACUACAGUCAGCACAGAAACUUUGUCCGGAGUGGGAGGAAGUGAUUCCACAGCUAGCACAGAAGCUGCAAGGAAAGAUAAGUGAAAUGCAUCACAA